AUGGCCGAGUCUCUGGCGGCGCUCGGCGUCGCCGCCAACAUUGUCCAGUUUCUUGAGCUCGGGCUCAAGGCGACCAUAUCCAUCGUCGAGACGUACCGCAGCAUCAACGACGACGGCUGGGCGUCGCGCAACGCCGACCUGGACUCCAUGGCCAAGGAUCUCCAGCUUUGCUUUGGCCGCCUCAAGGAAGAUGCGGACGUCAAGCUGGAUCCUUCCAUGAAGAGCAUGCUUCAGCGGUCCAUUGAUACGGCCGACGAGCUCAGGUCGGUGCUUCGAUAUUUGGUCGUGGACAGCAGCAGACGACACCGCAUGCAGAAAUGGGCAAAGUUCAAAGCAUCGGUUGCUGCUCACUUCAAGAAAGGCAAGAUUGAUGAGAUCCAAGCACGACUAGCAGAGAUUAAAUCACACAUAUUUGAGCGACUUCAGGUUCUUCUCUACGACCACCGCCUGUCGCUGUCUAGAUCGUUGCAUUCUCUCGAGGAAGCAUCGGAAGGGUGGAACCGCGCCACGGAAAAGAGACUGAACGCCUUAGCCCAAGACCUCAGGAAACUCGCCGUGGAGUCCCAGUCGGCUGCCGAGGCAUCGAGCGAAGGCCUCAGAGUGUUCGCCGAGACCUGGGCUCGCGUGUCAGAGGAGGCCAAGAAUCAAGACACCGUCCUCGCAAUCCUGGCAAGCCUGCGCUUUGCGCAGAUCAAAGAGCGGCAGAGCGAGGUCCCCAAAGCCCAUCGCACCACGUUCGAAUGGGUCUUUAGCGAAGAAUCCCCCGUCGACUUCUCGGCCUGGCUCCUCGAGUCGAGCGGCCUCUUCUGGAUCACGGGGAAGCCCGGGUCGGGGAAGUCCACCCUGAUGAAGUUUCUUCUCGGGCACGAGCGGACGAUGCUCCUCGCGGAAGGUUGGGCCAAGACCGAACCGCUCAUCAUCGCUAGCCACUUCUUCUGGGCCGUCGGCACGGAGAUCCAGAAAUCCCAGGAAGGCCUCCUCCGCACGCUGCUGUUCCAGAUUUUGGUAAGCUGUCCGGGGAUCACCUCCAUGGUCUGCCCGGCGCGAUACGCCAGCCCGUUCAGACGCCUGGACACUUGGAGCAUCGAAGAGCUCUCGGAGGCUUUCGUACGCCUCAAGGACAUCCGGCCCCUCCCGGCCCGCAUCCUGUUGUUCGUGGACGGUCUCGACGAGUACAAGGGCAAUCAGGGCGACUUGGUGCGGUUCCUACGGUCCACCUCCGAGUCUCCCUACAUUAAAGUGUGCUGCGCGAGCAGACCGUGGCCAGUGUUCCUCAACGGCUUCAAAGACGUCUCGGGCCAGAUCCGCAUGCACGAACUCACUGCCAACGACAUGGCGUGCUACGUCCGGGACACGCUAGAACAGCAUAGUUUCUUCGACACCCUGAGGAAACGCCACGAGAACGAGGCGGCGAAGCUCGUCAGAGACAUUGCGGAAAAAUCCGAAGGCGUCUUCUUCUGGGUCUUCCUCGCCGUCAAGUCACUGCUGCGCGGCCUGGACAACAGCGACGAUCUCGGCAUCCUGCAGAGGCGUCUCUCCGAGUUCCCCUCGGACCUCGACGAGUACUUUCAGCGCAUGCUGGACACCAUCGAGAACGUGUACAAAGAGAACGUCUCGUUGGUGUUCUCGAUGCUUCUGCUGGCCAACUCGCCCCUGCCGACGGUUCUGUUUCUGGCACUGGAGUACCUGGUCGAACCGUCCAAGAAGGAACGAAAACACAAAGAACGGAAUCAGAACAACUUCAUUCCAUCUCUGAUAGCUUGGCGGCGGGACUUGGCGCCGAAGACCUUGGACACGUAUAUCGGCUUCCGCGAUGUAUCUGGACUAACGCAAGGGCAAGAGAUGCAGUUUUUCCGCGGCGACCUCGAGGAAUCGUCAGUGAAAACGAAGCAGGACCAGAUCCUGGCGCAGUGUCGUGACUUGGUCCAGGCCUGGGAGGUCGAAGGCGGAAUAUCACCCUACCAUCUGAGAUUGGGAUUCCUCCAUCGUACCGUCGUGGAGUUUCUCCAGCGGUCCAGAGGAAAGCAGUGGCACUCGACCCUCCCGGCGGAGAGCCACUUGCUUGGAAGAUCGUGUCUCGCCUUCGUAUUCUUUUCGGGAAGGGUACCUCUACAGCAUAUAGAAGAGUGUGUGCUGAUAUUACUGUGUACCCUGCAAGGCAACGCCGCCCUGCGAUUUGACGAUUCAACUGAUUAUCUAUGGGAAAUGCUCGUGAACAGUCUUGAAAACUGUCCUUCCGAAACUGCGGCCGAUUCUCUCAGGAGACUCAAAGGCGUAGCGAUACAAGAAUGGCUUCGAAGAGUGUAUCGGUAUGGGAGGUUCCGAUUCUUUCGCGAGAAUUUUUGUUAUUGGCUUCUGCACGAGUCAGGCCACGUCGAGGUCGGGGAUCGGGCGCGCAUCUCAUGGUCACGCAUGAUUGACUUGGAAACGCUUGAAGGGGUGCUGGGCAUGGACGGCCUCGUCUCCGAGCGCCACCGGGAGCUAUCCGGUGCGUUUUCGGACUUCCUGGAGAGACUGUGCGCCUCCAACGAAGAAAACAGGCCGAGAAACGCGUUUGACGUGUGCAAGGUGCUGAUCCAGCACGGGAUAGCAUGGCACGCGAGGGGCAACAGGAAGACCAUGUCGUUCGGCCCGGAUUCCAAGAAAAACAAGUCGGGGGAUCCCGAGACGUUGGCGUUGACGCAGAGAACUGUCCUCGAGCGCUUGCGAGAGAACAAAGUCUUUUCGGAAGAAGAUCUCCUGGAGCUUGAAGAAGCUUUCCCGUCAGGUAGUAUUGCGCGGCAUAAGACAACAGUGAUAAGAUGA
This is a messenger RNA of Colletotrichum destructivum, 2805 nucleotides long. RefSeq names its product Putative P-loop containing nucleoside triphosphate hydrolase. The coding region runs from base 1 to 2805 and encodes 934 amino acids. NCBI's taxonomy places the organism in Eukaryota, Fungi, Ascomycota, Sordariomycetes, Glomerellales, Glomerellaceae. The transcript has 2 exons. The record is from RefSeq and is a predicted model, not a curated record.